CAUUAUGGGCUCCUCCUUUAUUACUACCAAAUUUCUCUUGAUCAUAUUAAUUUGUUCAACUUCUUUCAAAGCAAGUUCUUCUCUUAAUUCUUCAUCAACAUUGAACACUACUCAUAUAUCUUCCUUAAAAUCAUUAUGCAAUUCCACUCCAUAUCCAAAAUCAUGUUUCAACACAAACAAGUUGUCAAUCUCCAUUAACAUUAGUCCAAACAUCUUAAACAUUCUCCUACAAUCUCUUCAAACAGCCAUAUCAGAGACAGGACACCUCACAACUCUGUUCUCCUCUGCUGGACGCUCAAAUCUUGUCGAAAAACAAAAGGGUAUUGUGCAAGAUUGCAAAGACCUCCAUCAAAUUACAAUAUCUUCUUUGAAAAAAUCCGUCUCCAGGAUCAAUACUGCAUCAGCUAACUCCAAACAUUUAGCUGAUGCAAAAACGUUUCUCAGUGCAGCACUGACAAACAAAGCUACUUGCUUAGAAGGACUCGAUUCGAGUAGUGGAUCAUUGAAAUCUACGUUGAUUAACACUCUGAGUAGUACUUACGAGCAUGUUAGUAAUUCUCUGUCUAUGCUCUCGAAGUACUCUGUUAAAAAACAGAGCACUCUGUUUCCAAAACAGGGAAAAAAACAGGGGAAAAAACAGAGUACUCUGUUUAAGAAACAGGGGAAUGGAAAUAGGCAUCGCCGGCUGUUGUCAGCCAGCGAGCCGAUGUGGCUGUCUCGGAAAGACAGACACAUAUUGCAGAGCGAUGACGAUUAUGAUCAGAAUGACGAUUUGACGUAUACAGUUGCAGCUGAUGGAAGUGGAAAUUUCAAGACCAUAAGUGAAGCUAUCGAUUUCGCCCCAAAUAACAGUUAUGAUAGGAUAUUUGUGUAUAUAAAAGAAGGUAUUUAUCAAGAAAAUGUUGAGAUUCCAAAUUGGAAACCUAACAUUGUUUUUCUUGGAGAUGGAAGUGAUGUUACUGUAAUUACUGGUAAUAGAAGUGUUGUUGAUGGUUGGACUACUUUCAGAUCUGCCACUGUUGCGGUAUCCGGUGAAGGGUUUUUAGCCCGUGACAUAACUUUUGAGAACACAGCUGGACCCGAGAAGCACCAAGCAGUUGCUCUUCGUAUCAAUGCAGACUUAGCUGCCGUCUACCGGUGCACCAUAACCGGUUACCAAGACACUCUUUAUGCCCACUCAUUCCGACAAUUUUACCGCGAAUGUGACAUCUACGGGACAGUAGAUUACAUUUUCGGUAACGCAGCUGUUGUUUUCCAAGGGUGUAACAUAGUGUCAAGGUUACCAAUGCCUGGUCAAUUUACAGUAAUUACAGCUCAAUCGCGCGAUUCACCCUAUGAAUAUACUGGCAUUUCGAUACAAAAUUGUUCAAUUUUAGCCACAGAGGAUUUGUACUAUAAUUCUAGUACUAUUAAUAGUUACCUAGGUAGACCGUGGAGAGAUUAUUCUCGUACAGUUUACCUAGAAUCGUAUAUAGACGGUUUUAUUAAUCCGGAGGGAUGGAAAGAAUGGUCCGGAAAUCAAAGUUUGGAUACGUUAUACUACGGAGAAUACGAAAACAGUGGGCCCGCCUCAGGGGUUGAUAAUCGGGUUACGUGGUCGGGUUAUCAUAUAAUGGACUAUUACGAUGCUGCUAAUUUUACGGUAUCGGAGUUUAUUACUGGGGAAGAAUGGUUAGAUUCUACGUCUUUUCCUUAUGAUAAUGGGGUGUAAUUAACUACUAAUUAAGAUUAGUGUAUUUAAUUUCUUCCCACUAAUCUGUAUAGUGGGUAAUAUAUAGUUCUUAAUUUUAAUUUUACUGAUAUAGUUGCAAAAGCAGCACUGUAACAUGCCAAGGGUUACUAAUAAAUGAAAAUUAAUUAUAUA
Messenger RNA from Solanum stenotomum, 1864 nucleotides. RefSeq names its product probable pectinesterase/pectinesterase inhibitor 12. The record is from RefSeq and is a predicted model, not a curated record. Gene Ontology annotation, biological process: cell wall modification. The coding region runs from base 5 to 1711 and encodes 568 amino acids. The transcript is spliced from 2 exons. Gene Ontology annotation, molecular function: pectinesterase activity; pectinesterase inhibitor activity. NCBI's taxonomy places the organism in Eukaryota, Viridiplantae, Streptophyta, Magnoliopsida, Solanales, Solanaceae.